Salvia hispanica is the source of this 2343-nucleotide messenger RNA. RefSeq names its product SAND family protein. The record is from RefSeq and is a predicted model, not a curated record. Gene Ontology annotation, biological process: vesicle-mediated transport; protein targeting to vacuole. NCBI's taxonomy places the organism in Eukaryota, Viridiplantae, Streptophyta, Magnoliopsida, Lamiales, Lamiaceae.
CUUCACCGCCACCUAUGAUGCGACCACCACCACUGAGCUUCAUAUUUUUCCUCUUCGGAGUAGGGUUUUCGCUUUUCUGAACCAUCAUCAAUCAUAUUGUAAUUUUACUUUGUCAUACAUAAUGCCCUCGGAUUCGAAUUCCCUGUCGUCGAAUUACUCAUCUGAUCAGGGGAACCCUAAUUCUGAUCCCAAUUCGGAACCCCAACUCGAACCGGAGCCAGAGUCGGAAGGGGAGGCGGAGCCUAAUAAGAAUCCUCACUUGAUUGACCAAUCGCUUGAUGCCCUUGAGAAUCAAUUGGCUUCAAUCUCAAUGUCGUCGCGUUCCCCGACGGCCACGAUUGAGGGUGAAGAGGAAGAGGAUGUGGAGUCGCGGGAGCAGCCAAGGUCGAUUAAUGGAUCGUUGAGUGAAGAAAUUGGAGCUGGAGGAGAUGCUGAUUCCGUGGAGGGUCGGCAUUUCGAAAGUGAUUCCAAGGCAGACUCAUCGGGAGUUAAUGUAGAGAACGUCUCCUUCAUGUGGCUAGAUGCUCCGGAGGUAGAUGAGGUUGAGCGGCCGCUGAGUCCAGGUAGCAGCGGCUAUGCCGGUGAGAUGGGCAGCACCAGCGGCGGCGAUGAAAUAGUUGAUGAUGACGAAGAUGAUAGUGACAUUAGAGUGGUUGAAAAUGAUGGGGUUUCGGGAUCCAAUAAUCAGAGUGUAUCUGGGAAACGGCAUGCCGAUGAGGAUGAUGCUUCGGUUUCUUGGAGGAAAAGGAAGAAACACUUCAUUAUAUUGAGUCACUCUGGGAAACCCAUAUAUUCCAGAUACGGGGAUGAAUAUAAGCUAGCUGGUUUCUCUGCAACUUUGCAAGCCAUUAUCUCCUUUGUGGAAAAUGGAGGAGAUCGGGUCAAUUUGGUUAGAGCUGGUAAACACCAGGUUGUUUUUCUUGUGAAAGGACCUAUUUACUUGGUCUGCAUAAGUUGCACAGAAGAACCUUAUGAAUCAUUGAAGGGUCAGCUAGAGUUACUGUACGGUCAGAUGAUACUUAUCCUGACAAAGUCUGUGAAUCGUUGUUUUGAGAAGAACCCAAAAUUUGAUAUGACAUCACUGCUUGGGGGAACUGAUGCUGUCUUCUCGUCUCUUAUCCAUUCUUUGAGUUGGAAUCCUGCCACUUUUCUUCAUGCCUACUCAUGUCUUCCCCUUGCUUAUGCUACUCGUCAAGCUGCGGCUUCCAUCUUACAGGAUGUGGCUGGCUCAGGAGUCCUGUUUGCACUCUUGAUGUGCAAACAUAAGGUCAUUAGUCUUGUUAGCGCCCAAAAAGCAUCUCUUCAUCCUGAUGAUAUACUGUUACUCUCCAAUUUUAUAAUGUCCUCUGAAUCUUUCAGGACAUCUGAGUCAUUCUCACCUAUUUGCCUGCCAAGAUACAAUCCCAUGGCAUUCCUUUAUGCUUACGUGCACUAUUUUGAUACCGAUACAUACGUGGUGCUGCUCACCACAAGUUCUGAUGCCUUCUAUCAUUUAAAAGAUUGCAGGAUUCGGAUUGAGAUUGUACUCUCAAACUCAAAUGUACUGAGUGAAGUUCAAAGAUCAUUGGUUGAUGGUGGUAUGCAUAUCAAGGAUUUGCUUGUUGAACCCACUUCUCGUGCUGGUGCUGUUUCUUCUCAUUUAGGUCAACCACUGCCUGGGGCAGGUUCCCCUGGGAGAACUGCAGACGGAUCUAUCGGGAUUGGUGGUCCAGCUGGACUAUGGCAUUUCGUAUACAGAAGUAUUUAUCUUGACCAAUACGUGUCAUCUGAGUUUUCAUCGCCAAUCAACAGCUUGAGACAGCAAAAAAGAUUAUAUAGGGCCUAUCAGAGACUCUACGCAUCCAUGCACAAAAAACCAAUAGGACCUCACAAAACCCAGUUCAGAAGAGAUGAAAAUUAUGUGCUACUUUGCUGGGUCACACAAGAUUUUGAACUUUAUGCAGCCUUUGAUCCCCUCGCAGACAAGGCUCUUGCAAUAAAAGUAUGCAACCGGGUUUGUCAAUGGGUGAAAGAUGUGGAAAAUGAAAUCUUCUUAUUGGGAGCAAGCCCGUUUUCAUGGUGAUUCUCGCAAACAUUCUGUACCCUGGCAUGUAUUCUAGUUCCAUUGCUCUAUUAUAAUAUACUUGCUCUUCCCAUGUCAAAUUUUGCCUCUUUUUCUUGGCCUUAAAUAUUUGUGCAUGGUUGUAUACCGCUUGCUAAGCCAAAAAGGCACAAUAUUGUAGUAGAAAUUUAUUUGCAGACCAUUUAAGGAGCACUUGUACCAAUCAAUGGCGUAGGGUUAUUCCAAAUUUUCUACUUUGUUGUAUCGUAUUCAAUUUAUUUGAGGCUGUGAAUUCUACAGAA